UAUCGUUCUUAUUAUCAAGUGAGAGGAGGAAGUGGAGUUGAGCCGCUUGCUCGCAAAGGCAGAGGAGGAAAUCGAAAAUGGGACGCGCUAUUCUGUCACACUUUCUCAUCCUUUCAAACCCCGCUCCUCUACUCUCCUCUUCUUCAAUUUCGAAAUUGAAUGGUUUUGCAAGUAAAAGUGUGCGAAUUCGACAAAAUUCAAAAUACAGCAACGGUUUCCGCUGCUACUGCGAUGUCUCGCACUCUCAACAAAUUUCUCCUGAGAACUCUCCAACCUCUGUGACUGUAAAGAAGAGGAUAGUGUCUGGAGUGCAACCAACAGGAUCUGUUCACCUAGGGAAUUAUCUUGGUGCCAUUAAGAACUGGAUUGCUCUUCAGAAUACAUACGAGACUCUCUUCUUCAUAGUAGACCUCCAUGCGAUUACACUACCAUAUGAUACAAAAGAAUUAUCUAAGGCAACAAGGGAUACAGCAGCAAUUUAUUUGGCUUGUGGUAUAGACGCUUCAAAGGCUUCUGUAUUUGUACAGUCUCAUGUUCAUGCACAUGUAGAGCUUAUGUGGCUUCUAAGUUCUGCCACGCCAAUUGGUUGGCUUAACAGAAUGAUCCAGUUUAAAGAGAAAUCCCGUAAGGCGGGGGAUGAAAAUGUCGGGGUUGCUCUUUUGACUUAUCCAGUUCUUAUGGCUUCUGAUAUUCUCUUGUAUCAGUCUGAUUUUGUCCCAGUUGGUGAGGAUCAGAAGCAACAUCUGGAGUUGACCCGUGAACUGGCUGAGCGUGUUAAUUAUUUAUAUGGAGGAAGGAAGUGGAAAAAAUUGGGAGGGCGAGGAGGUGCUAUCUUUAAGGUCCCUGAACCACUUAUACCACCAGCUGGAGCCCGUGUUAUGUCACUAACUGAUGGUCUUUCCAAGAUGUCGAAGUCUGCACCUUCUGACCAGUCUCGAAUCAAUCUUCUUGAUCCAAAAGAUGUAAUAGCAAACAAGAUCAAGCGUUGCAAAACUGAUUCAUUUCCAGCCCUGGAAUUUGACAAUCCUGAAAGGCCUGAAUGCAACAAUCUUCUUUCGGUAUAUCAGCUUGUUUCAGGCAAGACGAAAGAGGAUGUAGCAAAGGAAUGUCAGGGUUUGAAUUGGGGCUCAUUCAAACCUCUCCUAACAGAUGCCUUGAUUGAACAUCUACAUCCCAUCCAGGUUCGGUAUGAGGAAAUACAUUCUGAUUCGGCAUAUCUGGAUAGUGUUUUGGAGGAAGGUGCCAGAAAAGCUUCAGAGAUUGCAGAUGCCACUCUCAAAAAUGUAUACCAAGCAAUGGGAUUCCUGCGGAGAUAGGCAAGCCUUUUUCAGAAAUCUUAAAAAAUCAACUUCCUUUGCCCAGCUUUACAUGGAACAUAACCAUGAGCAUAAACUUGGUGCCUAGGAGGAAUGAUCGUGUAGAUUUUUGUACUCGGAUUGAUUAAGGACUCAUUCAUUCAUUGUCUUUCUUCUCAAAUUCCAGCAGACGCCAUUGUCAUUGGAUCUUUAACUACUUCAAUGAACAGCGAAUUGAUGACAACAGCGGGCUAAAGGGUAGAUUAACUCAAUAAGACGUGAGCUAAAAGGGUAUAGAUGAAAUGACGGCAGACGAAGACAAGAGUCAUGGGUUCUGAAAACUUCAAAUUCUUUUUCUUGAGUGACACUCGAAUUUGAAACCUUUUUCUCGAUGGAGGAGGGUAGGGGUGUUUAUUCAUUAAUUUUUUUUUUUGAUAACUCGGGAUGUUUGGGUUAAUUUACAUACAUUAUGAUUAA
Populus nigra (black poplar) is the source of this 1772-nucleotide messenger RNA. Its product is annotated as tryptophan--tRNA ligase, chloroplastic/mitochondrial. The transcript is spliced from 16 exons. Gene Ontology annotation, biological process: tryptophanyl-tRNA aminoacylation. Gene Ontology annotation, cellular component: mitochondrion; chloroplast. NCBI's taxonomy places the organism in Eukaryota, Viridiplantae, Streptophyta, Magnoliopsida, Malpighiales, Salicaceae. The coding region runs from base 78 to 1316 and encodes 412 amino acids. Gene Ontology annotation, molecular function: tryptophan-tRNA ligase activity; ATP binding. The record is from RefSeq and is a predicted model, not a curated record.